GAGCUGGUAUUUUGCGCUUCGAACGCCAAUGGCAUCCAAUCCUCUCCCCCCCCGCUCAUCCGAGCCAUUCUUCAGAAGGAAGAAUGGUCCCCGUACCCCGUGAUGUAUCUGCCGCAAAGAGAUCAAAUGACCAGUCGGAUGGAAAGGCCUCGGGAGCGAAGGCUCUACACGCCCAGCAGGGCCACACGAUCUAUCGGGUUUCCGACGCGAAUUGUUCGCGCGAACGUUGACGAACUCCAGCGACAAGCGACCGAGAUGCUGUCGGAGGGUCUCGAGGACAACUAUGGCGAGCUACAGGAGGCGUUCAGGCAGAAAACGGACACUUCGGCACCCCUGAUCAGCAAGAAAUCAGUGCUGUAUGUUAUUCAGAGACACGUUUUCUACCCCGUCCUCAAUGUUCUCAACAUCGCGAUGAAAACCACUGUUGGCGGGAAAGUAAUCUGGCCGCGCUUUGGACCCGAAGUCCAAACUAUGGAGGUCUUCAACAAUAGCGAUGAAGGAACGACCACAGUGAUUGGAUUGUACGACGUCAAAGAUCCGGAGGCAAUUCGGGUGAAAUUGUUCCCGUAUUUCGGGAAGAACGAGGGCGAAGACCUUCUCCAAGACACCGAGGACAACACCCCCAACGACCAAGAUAUCAGUCUCGCGGAAAUUGCUGCUGAAAAUGUCGAGGUCGAGGAGGAGGAGGAGGAAGACGAAGACGACGACGACGACGACAGCUCGAGCGACGAUGAUGAGAACGACCCCGAACUAAGAAACGAGGAAGUCAGGGACUGCUUCAUCGAGAAUACCAAGACUCCAACUCCCGACGGCGGAAACCUCCCGACGGCCCUCGCCUACUUGGCUCAGGAGGCAGCUGCACACGCUGCUUUGACGGGCUUGCCCGAGGUCACGAUUGGCAACGAAUGUGCCCAAAUCUUGAUGCAAUUCCCAGAAAUGGCUAGAGAGUCGACGACGAUGGCUCGAUUCGACGCUGGUCCUGGAGUUAUGCGAGUCGUGGCGAGCGAAAAGCGUGGAGAGUUCUGCCUCAACUUCUUGGGCUCCCUCUUGAGAGUCUUGAACCAGAUUCGUAAAUUACUUCACUCCAUUGUCAAUGGACAUGAUUCAAGUAUUCUGACAAAACGACAGGUGGACAGCUUUAGGGGAGAUGGGAGGGUUGGGCUGCGCAUCUUCCAUGCUUUAUGCUGGAUAGCGCUCUAGCGUGAAAGCUUCUCGGGGAGGUCUGUUGUUCAAG
Messenger RNA from Colletotrichum phormii, 1234 nucleotides. RefSeq lists its product as uncharacterized. The transcript has a single exon. Lineage: Eukaryota; Fungi; Ascomycota; Sordariomycetes; Glomerellales; Glomerellaceae. The annotation marks the transcript as partial. The record is from RefSeq and is a predicted model, not a curated record.